Molecule: messenger RNA, 993 nt
Organism: Panicum virgatum (switchgrass)
Lineage: Eukaryota; Viridiplantae; Streptophyta; Magnoliopsida; Poales; Poaceae
Product: protein SRC2-like
Exons: 1
Coding region: 169-993 (274 amino acids)
Biological process (GO): defense response
Source: RefSeq, a predicted model, not a curated record
GGCUAAAAUCGUCAUUUUCACCAUCUUGCCACCUUCCACCUUUCCCUCCCCGAGUCUCGAACACCACACGAGGCAAGAACUGCGGGCGUAACAUUACAAGGAUCAUCCCCCUCCCUCCCUCCUUCGAAUUUCUAGCACAACCGACACAUCGGCUGCGGCGGCGAGGCAAUGUCGUCGUACCAGGUGCUGGAGGUGACGCUGAUCUCGGCCAAAGACCUGAAGCGGGUGACGUUCUUCACCAAGAUGCGCGUGUACGCCGUGGCGUCCAUCUCCGGCGGCGACCCCCGGCUGCCGACGCACCGGACGUACGCCGACCGCGAGGGCGGGCGGAACCCGAUGUGGCACGCCCCGCUGCGGUUCACCAUCCCACCUGCCGCCGACCCGCGCGGCCUCGCGCUGCACGUGCUGCUCCGCGCCGAGCGCGCCUUCGGCGACCGCGACGUCGGCGAGGUGUUCGUGCCCGUCCAGGACCUCGCCGUCGCUGCGCCCGAGAGCUCCGGCGCCGAGCAGCGGCACCUCAGCUACCAGGUGCGCCGCCCCAACAGCGGCCGCAAGCGCGGCGUGCUCCACAUCUCCUACAGGCUCACGGACGCGCCGGCGCCGGACGCCGCCGCCCACCAGCUCACGCAAGAUCCCGUCACGUCCAAGCGGCACCGCCACCACCACAAGGGCGCGAGCGCGAUCACCGCGUACCCGGUGGCUCCCCGCAGCGGCCCGCCUUACCCUCCGCCGUACGGGCCACCCUACGGCGGCGCCUACCCGCACCACCACCAGUACGGGUACGGCGCCCCGCCGCAAGGGGCGCCGUACGGGUACGGGUACGGGGGCAACUGCGCCGGGCCGGCGGCGAGGGCCGGCGGAGGGAUGGGAACGGGGCUCGGCCUCGGCCUCCUCGGCGGCGCGGUCGGCGGGUUGAUGAUCGGUGACAUGAUCGCCGACAGGGAGGUGGACGGGGCGUACGACGGCGGGUUCAUGGAUGGCAUGGGCUGCUAA